AUGAACUGGCAAAUGUGGAAUCGGAUUGGCGACGGCUUAGACCAGUUCCCAUGCAAUCCAGCCCUGCUACAAAUAGUGCAGGAGCAUGAGGUCUUAUGGUUGCCAACCGGCUGCCAAGGUGCCCAUCCAACUGGAGACGUGGAUGAGCGUGCCGAGAAUAUCUCAGUGCUUGGCAGUAUCGGUAUCGAGGAUCCGCUCCGGUACGAUGUAAAACCAAACAUGGCGCCGCGGAAAUUUCUCGAUAGCAAACACCGGAGCUUCAGUCAAGGCACGGCCGUUGGGCGAGGUAUACUAAUCAACAAGCUUGUCUGGACUUGGGGCUCGGAGCCCGACUUUGACGCAUAG
Molecule: messenger RNA, 345 nt
Organism: Hypoxylon fragiforme
Lineage: Eukaryota; Fungi; Ascomycota; Sordariomycetes; Xylariales; Hypoxylaceae
Exons: 3
Coding region: 1-345 (114 amino acids)
Source: RefSeq, a predicted model, not a curated record